Molecule: messenger RNA, 849 nt
Organism: Cololabis saira (Pacific saury)
Lineage: Eukaryota; Metazoa; Chordata; Actinopteri; Beloniformes; Belonidae
Product: zinc finger protein 567-like
Exons: 1
Biological process (GO): regulation of transcription by RNA polymerase II
Molecular function (GO): RNA polymerase II cis-regulatory region sequence-specific DNA binding; DNA-binding transcription factor activity, RNA polymerase II-specific
Source: RefSeq, a predicted model, not a curated record
GGCGAAAGGCCGUACCUGUGCAACACCUGUGACAAAACCUUUACUACAUUAUCAAAUCUUAAACGGCACAUAACCACGCACACAGGCGAGAAGCCUUACAUUUGCAAAACAUGUGGAAACAGUUACACAGAACGUUCCAGCUUGGUGGCUCACUCAAGGACCCACACUGGCAAUAAGCUGAACAUGUGCAACACCUGCAACAAAACCUUUACUAAAUUAUCAGAUCUUAAACGCCACAUAACCAUGCACACGGGCGAGAAGCCCUACAUCUGCAAAACAUGUGGAAAAAGUUACAGGCUACGUUCCACCCUGGUGGUUCACUCGAGGACCCACACUGGCGAAAGGCCGUACCUGUGCAACACUUGCAGCAAAACCUUUACUAAAUCAACACAUCUUAAAAGCCACAUAACCAUGCACACGGGCGAGAAGCCCUACAUUUGCAAAACAUGUGGAAAAAGUUACAGAGAACAUUCUACCCUGGUGGUUCACUCGAGGAUCCACACUGGCGAAAGGCCGUACCUGUGCAACACUUGCAACAAAACCUUUACUAAAUUAUCAGAUCUUAAACGCCACAUAACCAUGCACACGGGCGAGAAGCCCUACAUCUGCAAAACAUGUGGAAAAAGUUACAGGCUACGUUCCACCCUGGUGGUUCACUCAAGGACCCACACUGGCAAUAAGCUGAACAUGUGCAACACCUGCAACAAAACCUUUACUAAAUUAUCAGAUCUUAAACGCCACAUAACCAUGCACACGGGCGAGAAGCCCUACAUUUGCAAAACAUGUGGAAAAAGUUACAGAGAACAUUCUACCCUGGUGGUUCACUCGAGGAUCCACACCGGUGAAAGG